GCCCCAUCCUAUUUUUCUCACAAAUAAACUCGAGAAAUUCUUAACAAAUCCUUCACACAAACAAGAGAAUAUAUAUUGAAAUUCAUCAAAUCCGAAAUUUCUCAUCGUACAAAUCAUCGCAUGGAUUUUCUCAGUUCCGUGAUCCUUGUCCGGUAAUUCUCUCUUCAUUGAUCCAAUCACGCCAGGCGUUGCAUUCCUGCGGUUUGUACAUGCGUCGUGAUUUUUGGCUGAGGUCGAUGCCAAGUGGAGUUGAGGAGGUUUGAAUGAAUCCAAGGAUCAAACUGAUUUUUUUAGCGAGGAUUUCGUAGCGAGAUUUUUGCGAGAGUUAAAGCAUCAGAUGAGAAUGGAUAAUAAUCUGGAGUUGAAAUUCUUGUCGGGAGAUUUUUGAUUUAUUUCAUAUGCAGAUCUGUUGUUUCAGAAGAAUAUUAGGGUUUCUUCGUGUACUCAGUUAUUCUACCAAACAUGCGUAUCCUCUAAAAAAAAUACCUAGUUUCAGCUGCUCUAAGAUAAUCUUCCGACUUUGAUCACGGUUUAUGCUUCUAACUAAAGUAGCAAGAGUGUUUGAUUGAGAAUUCAGCUCAAUCUGAUUUACACGACUUUUGGGUGGGUGCUGAUUUAUAGCUCUAAUUGGGAAGUCAUCAGUUGAGUCGGUUUGAUUUUUCCUCAAUCCUCCUCUGCCUAAUCUUUAUAGGGUGAUUUAUUUUCUUCAAUUGUAAUUAUGGUGUUAGAUUUGUUUGACGGUUAAUUUUAUGUUUGGUUUCUAGUGGAGUCAAGUCUGAUGUGGGUUUUGACAAUCUUGGAUUAUAUGAAGACAGGGUGCUUGUAGCUGGGAACUGUACGCUUAAGGUUAAAACGUUCCUUCUUGCUUGAAUUGUGACGGUCUCCGACGAAUUUAUUCAUGUGAAUGCAUAAGAAUAUGGAAACUAACACAUGCAAUGUUAAUCACUUGGAUGCGGAUGCACAUCUGCCACCUCGAAAGCGGCUUCUAGCUGGAUUGAAGAGGCAGAAUUCUGAUGUUAAUUCCCCCACAGCCACAGCAUCAACUCCUAGUAGUGGUGGGAGCGAACAUGAUGUCCGUUCCAAUAAUGCAUUGAGGUCCCAUUUGCGUGAUCCAAGUCUCUCAAAUGAGGAGAUUGUUGAAAUCUCUAGAAUCGCUGCUAAUAAAGCUGCGAAGGCUGCAGAGGUUGCAAGAGCCAAUGCUGAAGAGAAGGCUGCAAAAGCAGCAAAGGCAGUGGCUGCUGCCAAAAGUGCCUUGGAUCUGGUUGCCAUUCUUUCCGAUGAGACAGGUAACAAAGAAAAACUUCUGAAAAAGAACAAGAUGAAGAAGCAUGUCACUGUUGAAGCAUUGUACAAUAAAAAUGAAAGCAGUCCAGGAACAGAUGAAGAAUUGGCUCGCAAUUUGCAUCGGGUCAUCAACAGCUCUCCAAGAAUUUUGAAGAACUCACCAGGUUCUGAAUCGAAGAGUCAUAAGCAUAAAAAACUGAAAAGUUCUGCUUCUUCUGGGAGAACUAGCAUUACUAAUGAAGCUCCAGUUGGCGAAGGGGAUAGAGAUAGACAGUCCGCAGCAAGAAGCAUUGGUAAUGGUGUAGUAGAAUUAGACACUGAAAGUCCUGUAAGGAAGAUAGGCAUGAUUAUGGUAGAUUUGAACACUUCCAAGCAUGACAGCUGCGAUCAGCUAAAGUUGGACAAUGGAGAUGGAUCACGCCUCAGUAAAAUUGAACGGCUGAAGUUGGAUGACGGUGAAGUCUUGGAUAGCAUUAGUAGAAAGAGGGGAAGAAUUAAGCAGAAGAAAUUGCCCCUGAGCAUUUGUAGCUUCAAGGAUCAAACUAGUCCAAAAGAGGAGCUGAAACCUCAGGGUAAUGCUGUCAGAAGUGGUGUAGACAAUCAGCCCUUGUUCUCAAUGGGGCCUUCAAGUAACAGUUUGAUGCCUCCGGUGGAGAGGACAUCAUCAAUGUGGAAGUGCCAGUCCUUCAAAGCACCCGCUUGUGUUAAACAGAAUAAAGUUAUGCAGUCAUAGUGUUGAUAGUUUGAUUUAAACAACUGGAGGCUAUCAUGAUAGGAAUCGUGGCCAAGGUAGUUCUCGGUUAUGUCUUUUUGGUACGCAUAAGGCCCUCUUUUUUCCCUUUUUGUGUUUUUCUUCUCCCCCCUCCCUGUGUGUGAGUAGGCUGUCAUGAUUUUGAAGUUAAAUGUAUAUUGGACUUGAUUGCUCGGGA
This is a messenger RNA of Salvia hispanica, 2213 nucleotides long. RefSeq lists its product as uncharacterized. The record is from RefSeq and is a predicted model, not a curated record. NCBI's taxonomy places the organism in Eukaryota, Viridiplantae, Streptophyta, Magnoliopsida, Lamiales, Lamiaceae.